AUGGUUACAGAAGUGGUAACCCAGUGCCCCUCUAGAGCGGCAGACAACAUGGACAGGACGUUUUUAGCUCCUCUGUUGCUUCUCAUCCUCUUCGAUGCUUGUCAGAGUAGUAACCGAUAUAUGGUGGGGUUCAUGGAGAAUUCGAAAUACCCCAAGUGGUUAAGCGUUUUCAUCCGUGCCAAGGAAAGUGGUGCUGCUGUCAGAAUCAGGUCUCAUUCAGAAAACGAACCAAAGCUUAACUCGGAAUAUCUCAUACAACCAAAUGCUACUAUUUUAAUCAAAAUUUCGAAAGAAUACGAAGUCACGGGCACAAACAAGAGCGUUCAGGGGAUAUCAAUCGAGUCCGACCAAGAAUUAUUUAUUCUGAUUCAUUACUGGGUAGAAUCGGUGUACCAAUAUACGUCAACUAGCUGUUUGGCUAUCCCGGUAUCGUCGCUUGGGUUGUCGUACUACGCUGUUACUGAAAACAAUAGAGCGGAAAUCCUGAUUAUCGGUAUAUACAAUGACACUUCGCUCAGGGUAACUGGCAACAUACCCUUCAAGUACAACCAAGUAACAACGGAUGUAUUAACAGAAACCAUUAAUGAAUUUGAAACCGUACAACUCCAGGCUGAUAGUGGCUCGUUGACCGGGACCCACAUACAUGCAGACAAGGUUGUGAGUGUUUACAGUGGUAAUAAAUACUUUAAUCAGAGAGUUUUAAAAAAUCCUCUAAUACAGCAGCUAAGUCCGGUAAACGUCUGGGGAACCGUCCAUAUUACGCUGGCACCUCUUCACUGUGAUUAUAACGUCAUCAUUGUCACGGGGUCCGCAGACACCAUUGUGAACUCUUCGUGUGGUCAAACAUUUGAGCUGACAGAAGCUGGUUCAUCAACAUAUGUUGCUAUGGGGAACUCAGUGUGUCAGUUGGAGUCAAACCAUCCAGUCUCUGUGACAAUGAUAGUUCUAAAUGAAGCCAAUCCACUUUCUAAUUCGUCUAUCAUGGUUAGAGUACAGCCGCUGCAACAAGUGAAAGAGUUAGUUUUUUUCGACACAAAUUAUGAAAUGGAUACAUCACUGAUAUUGGUAAGCGACGUAAAGGAAAUCCUCCUGGACAACGGACCGAUUUCAUUAUCAUCUGUUCGAAACACGUCAUUCUACUUCAUUCGGUCACCUGUAUCUUCAGGCCACCACGUCAUCAGCUGCGACCCCGCAUGUUCAGUAUCAGCUUACGUCUUCAGUUAUGGAUUUCAAGAAUGCAUAGGGUACCUGAUAAUUUCCAAUGAACACGCAGAACAUUAG
Molecule: messenger RNA, 1281 nt
Organism: Pecten maximus
Lineage: Eukaryota; Metazoa; Mollusca; Bivalvia; Pectinida; Pectinidae
Product: IgGFc-binding protein-like
Exons: 3
Coding region: 1-1281 (426 amino acids)
Source: RefSeq, a predicted model, not a curated record